Molecule: messenger RNA, 1780 nt
Organism: Carya illinoinensis
Lineage: Eukaryota; Viridiplantae; Streptophyta; Magnoliopsida; Fagales; Juglandaceae
Product: senescence-associated protein AAF, chlorolplastic
Exons: 13
Coding region: 222-1568 (448 amino acids)
Biological process (GO): leaf senescence; cellular response to oxidative stress
Cellular component (GO): chloroplast
Source: RefSeq, a predicted model, not a curated record
AGCUUAGCUUGUGGUUCAAAUUCUCUUCCCAAUUUUCUUGGCCUUGCGCCUUCGCUCUCCCUCCCACUCUCUACAAUUUUACUAGCUUUCUUCCUACUUCAUUUCCUCCCACCUCUCUCUCUCUCUCUGUCCUUCUGGAGACGGAGUGCCUCUUCACAGCUCUGAGCUUCUGUAAGGGAGAUGCUGCUUGAGAUCAUUUCAUCCUUGUCUUGAUCCUUCCCAUGGCACUUACUGCAAGCAAGGUUUCAAGUGAUCCUGUAGCGAGUGAUAGGAAAAAUAUCCUUAGAUCACAGGGAGCUGCAUAUUCUUUUGCCCAGUCACCACAACAUGAUAAAAUACAUUUUCCUAGUCCCGUAAUCAAACGGCAACUGAGCCAUGGACAUCUCUUGACAGCAAAAUCGAGUUUUUCAAAUGGGGAUUUGUGGCGCAGAUGUCAAAAACCUCUUAGUUUCAUUGUCUCUCGGGGUGCUUCUAUAAUAUGCAGGUCCAAAGGAACACACAAAACCAAAGAAAAAGAAUUUGUUAGGAGUUAUGGUGAUUGUGAAGAUGUAUUGAGUGCACAAAUUGGUGAUGAAGAAGAUAAGCAUCGAGUCAUGCCUGAGAGUUGUCGCUCCAGUCUGGGCUUAACUGAAGCUUGUAAAUUUGUCCACAACGAUGCCAAGUUCGUAAAUGAAAGGGCUCGUAAUGACAUUGUCUUGCUUUCUCGUGGAAUAAUGAGGUUGGAUGCCCGGGUUCGACAAGAUGUAGCUAUUCUUGGGUCAAAAUUUCUUAAGCUUGAUGCUCGGGCGAGAGAAGAUACUGAGAAAAUUGAUCGCAGUGUCAAAGAAAAAGCUGAGCGCCUUCAUCAUAUUGCUACUAGCUUGACAUACAAAGCACAGUCUAGAUUGAAAAAAGCUGCUGAUAAGCAUUGGAGUGAUGGAGCCCUAGAGGCUGAUUUGCGCCUAGCUGACUUCCGUGCAAAACAACGUGCAAUGGAAGAUGCCCUAAUGGCUUUGGAGUUUGUGAGAAAUAUCCAUGACAUGAUGGUUAGCAAGCUGUACAAAUUUCCGCUUCGUACAGAAAAUGGUUCUCUCACUACCAAUGAUGUGAUGGGGCGCAUAAUGCUUGAAAAAAAUGGGAAAACUCUUGAUUUCUUCGCCAGUGAAGUGUCUACUGACCGCAUAGCUGCUAUUCAGGAAGCUUACUGGAGCAUGGCAUCUGCUCUUUCUGAAGCUGAUGGGAUUGACUAUACUGAUCCUGAAGAGCUGGAGCUGUUGAUUGCAACUCUUAUAGAUCUUGAUGCAAUGGAUGGUAAAAGUAGUGUAUCGUUAUUGGCAGAAUGUUCAAGUUCUCCAGACGUCAGUACCAGGCGAGCAGUAGCCAAUGCAUUGGCAGCAGCCCCAUCCAUGUGGACUCUUGGUAAUGCGGGCAUGGGGGCAUUACAGAGACUAGCGGAAGAUAGUAAUCCCGCAAUUUCUAUUGCGGCAUCCAAAGCUAUUUAUGAACUGAAGAAACAGUGGGAGAUAGAGGAAGGAGACAGCUGGAGGUUUAUGAUGAACCAACAGACUAAUAAUGAAGAUAGCCAAUAAGCUGAAGAUGAUGCAGUUACAAAUUAAAAUACUUAGAUAGUUGUAGAUAUUCACAGAAGGUCUCGAGUUUUAGGAUAAACCCUCUGAUCACUAGAAAGUGAUGUAAAGGAGAAGGCUUUCAUAUUCUACAUGAAUACUUUUUCUGUUUCCAACUUAUUUUCCAAGAUUUUCCAUUCUCUAUGACAUACGAAUCUGCUUUCCAUUGCGAGCUA